GUGAAAAAUAAGCCAGAGCUCGUGGGCGCUGGGAAAUGCAUCCCGCAAGCUUUCAAUUGGCUGCCCGUUGGUCCAAUCAGCUCUUGGGGCCCCAGGCGCAGGGGCGCAUGCUGCGCGCACGCCCCUCCCCUUGCGCCGCCUCGCAGCCCCACCACCCACCACCCAUGGCCAACCACAGUGGGUGUUAAUUUCCGAAAAACCAGUUUGACUCGACCGACCAGAGCGGGAGGGCUAUAUUCCGGCUGGCAUUCCAAUUGGAUUGGGUGCGUAUUGCUGGACUGCUCUAACAGCUGCCCGAAAAUCAACUAAGAGCAGCCAUUUUCUUCUGGCCAUCUUGCUCGCACUCAUGGCCUACGCCGAACAAAACACACCACUUCCGCCGAAACUCACCACGAGCCAGCACUAUGGCCGUCCUGCUUUAUCUCAGGGCCUGCCGGAUGAACCGCUAUUGCGGGAAACCAGUUUGCCGUCGCCCUCGCACACGCACGAUCGCCGGAAACCCACAGCGAGUUGGAAUUUCAGGAGCUGCUGGCAUUUCAGUCCUGCUGCGCAUCUCGAAACGUCAAGUCUUGGCGCGCGAUUCGAAAACGUAACACGCAACGCUCUUUGAGACCGCGCGCGAGUGCUUAGAGUUUGACCAAAAAUAAAUAAGUUAAAAAUACACAAAUUAAACAUAUUAAACAAAUACCAAGAUAGCGAAAUAAGCUCACAGAGUGCAGAAGGAGCCAAGUGUCGUGACCUCAGUGCGGUGAUGGGCUCCCUGGCCUGAAUCGAAAACUAAAACUUAUUGUAUCAAAACACAUAGCAAACACACAUAGAAAACGUGCAAAUCAUAAAUAAAACUCUCUUAAAAUGAUGAUGAACGCCUUUAUUGAGCCGGCCCAGCACCACCUGGCCAGCUAUGGGCUGCGCAUGUCGCCGAACACCACCUCCAGCAGCAGCAACACGCAGCAGCAACAACAACAGCAGCAGCAGCAGCACGAGAUUGUUGCCCAGCAGCAGCAGCAGCAGCAACAACAGCAGCAGCAACAGCAGCAGCAGCAGCAACAGCAACUGGAGGGCAGUGCCGACUCCGCGGCGGCCACAGCGGCGGCCUACCAGAACUCUGGCUACGGACACUUCAACAGCUAUGCCUCCCGGGACUUUCUGCUCGGACGCCGGGACUCGGAAUACGGCGUGGCCGGCAGCGCCGGACAGGCCACUGCAGCGGCGGACUCCAUGAUCUUCUCCAGCUUUCCCGCCCAGGCAGCCGAGCUGAGCACAGGCUUUGGACAGCACCCGUUCCACAGCCACCAUCAUGCGGCGGCGGCGGCACACCAUCAUCAGCACCAGAUGCGGAUGGGAAUGGCGGACGCCUAUGCCGCGGGACACCCGUACAACCAUCACGGCAACUUCCCGGCGGCAGCAGUGCACCACCCUGCCGUGCAUCAUCCGGCCCACCAUGCCAUGUCCGCCAUGCAUCCCGCGGGAGCCGGGGCCUUCCUGCGCUACAUGCGACACCAGCCGGCCUCGUCCGCCUCCAGCAUCAAGCAGGAGAUGCAGUGCCUCUGGAUAGAUCCUGAUCAGCCGGGCCUGGUGCAGGCUGGCGGGCGCAAGACCUGCAACAAGGUCUUCCACUCCAUGCACGAGAUAGUGACCCACCUGACGGUGGAGCAUGUCGGCGGUCCAGAGUGCACCACCCACGCCUGCUUCUGGAUCGGCUGCUCCCGCAACGGACGCCCCUUCAAGGCUAAAUACAAGCUGGUCAAUCACAUCCGCGUCCACACCGGCGAGAAGCCCUUCGCCUGCCCGCAUCCGGGAUGUGGCAAGGUGUUUGCCCGGAGCGAGAAUCUCAAGAUCCACAAGCGAACGCACACCGGCGAGAAACCGUUCAAGUGCGAGCACGAGGGCUGCGAUCGGAGAUUCGCCAACUCCUCGGACCGGAAGAAGCACUCCCAUGUCCACACCUCGGACAAGCCCUACAAUUGUCGCAUCAACGGCUGUGAUAAGUCCUACACGCAUCCCUCCUCGCUGCGUAAGCACAUGAAGGUGCAUGGCAACAUUGACGAGAAGAGUCCAUCCCAUGGCUAUGACAGCGAGGGCGAGGAGAGCUCCAGCUCGAGCGUCAUCACCGGCGGGGCACAGACGCCACCCUCCACCCGCCUGGACGGCAGUGCCGGCAGCAGCAGCGGCGUGAGCAGCCUCAGCGGCGGCAGCGGCAUCAAGUCCUCGCCGCACUCCAUCAAAUCGGAACCAAAUCCGAUGCACAGCGUCCAUCUGGGGGCCUCCAGCAGCGGCAGCAGCAGCACGGCCAGCAGCAGUGCCUCGCACUUGUUGCAGCAGCAGCAGCAACAGCAACAGCAGCAGCAACACCAGCAGCAGCAACAGCAACAGCAGCAGCAACAACAGCAACUGUCCGCCCAUCCCAGCGACUCCAAAUCCUCGCCCGCCCUGCAACUAAUGGCUGCCUCCGCCUCCGCGUACCUGCCGCCCCCAUUGGGUCCACCGCCGUCGCAUCACCACCACCAUCAUCAUCAUCACCAGGCAGCGGCAGCGGCUGCGGCAGCAUCUCCCGGGGCAGCGGCCGCCUCUGCCUCGAUGCUGCACCACAACCAUCACCUGUUGUACCACCCGGCGGCGCAGCAUCACCCGCCCAGCGACUGGUAUCACACCGCGGCGCCGAGUGGCACGGCGGACGCCAUGAACCCGCUGAACCACUUUGGGCACCAUCACCACCACCACCAUCUGAUGCAUCCCGGGGCGGCGACAGCGUAUUGAGAGUGGGAGAACUGGUGGCCCGAGGAGCCGCCAAUGCCGCCGCCGCCACCGCCACUGCCGCCAAGCUCCCAGCCGU
This is a messenger RNA of Drosophila kikkawai, 2833 nucleotides long. It is a transcript of the gene opa, whose product is annotated as odd paired. Gene Ontology annotation, biological process: regulation of transcription by RNA polymerase II. The record is from RefSeq and is a predicted model, not a curated record. Gene Ontology annotation, cellular component: nucleus. NCBI's taxonomy places the organism in Eukaryota, Metazoa, Arthropoda, Insecta, Diptera, Drosophilidae. Gene Ontology annotation, molecular function: DNA-binding transcription factor activity, RNA polymerase II-specific; RNA polymerase II cis-regulatory region sequence-specific DNA binding.